AUGGUAAUCGAGCGCCGUUUCUCUUACCGCCUUCCAUCCAGCACGGAUGGAACUCCAAGGCCGGAUGACGGCUCCAAUCGUCGUCGAUAUUAUCUUGAUAUUCUCCCCAACGGCCCCUACAUUGAUGUCAGAGGCCUUGGUACGACAACAUGUCGGCAACAUGACGCCUAUACCGACGACCCGCACGUUCAGCCCCUCCCCUCUCCUUCUGACCCUUCCACUCCAUCCUUCCACCCAAAUCCUUUGCUAGCCAUUCCUCGUCGUCGUGCGCAUUGGAUUUCCUUCCGGAGUAUGGUAUUUUGGCACUUUCGAUGGAGUCAGCGCUUUCACUCAGUCGACCGAGUCGGAUCCCCACCACUUGCUCAUAUCUCAUCCCUGCUCCUGCAUCCCCUCGACCCAAUCCUCCCUGGUGAUCCAGCAGACAUGCACCUUUCUGAACCGGAUAUAUGC
This is a messenger RNA of Cantharellus anzutake, 450 nucleotides long. RefSeq lists its product as uncharacterized. The record is from RefSeq and is a predicted model, not a curated record. NCBI's taxonomy places the organism in Eukaryota, Fungi, Basidiomycota, Agaricomycetes, Cantharellales, Hydnaceae. The transcript is spliced from 3 exons. The annotation marks the transcript as partial.